AUGAAGAGAAAGGCUGAAGCUCAAGAGAACGGUAACAAGCAACUUGACUUGGAAGAGGACAAAGUUAAAGGUCUUUUCAACCAAAAGCUAUGGACUCCAGAGUUCAGAGAAGGUUUGAAGAACCAGAUUGACUCCUCAGCUCCUUAUAACUGGGGUAACAUCAGUGGUUUGGUUAACGAUGAUCUGUUGCGUGCUGUGCGUAAGGAAAUUGAAACUGAAAUCCACUUCACCAAGAAGGAAACUGAUAUUUACAAAGUCAACCAAAGUGGUGACUUAGCUAACUUGUCAGGCCUAAACUGGGAUGACUUGUCCAGAUUGCCAAAUAUGUACAAGUUGCGUCAAAUUCUAUACUCGGAUGUCUACAGAGACUUGAUCGGUUACGUUACUGGUGCUGGUAAACUAUCCGGUUCCAAGAUGGAUAUGAGUGUCAACACUUACACUAAGGGUUGUCACUUGUUGACUCACGACGAUGUCAUCGGUUCCAGACGUAUCAGUUUCAUCUUGUACUUGCCAGACCCAGACAGAAAGUGGAAGCCACAAUAUGGUGGUGGUUUGAGAUUGUUCUCAAGUAUCUUGCCAAACAUCCCAGAGACCGACCCAUGUGCUAAGUUCGUUCCUCAAUUCAACGAGAUCGCUUUCUUCAAGGUCUUGCCUGGUUUCUCUUUCCACGAUGUUGAAGAAGUCAAGGUUGACAAGCACAGAUUGUCCAUUCAAGGUUGGUACCAUUUCCCACAACCAGGUGAGCCUGGUUACACUCCAGGUCAAGAGGAAGCAUGGGUUAAGAACAAUACCUCCACUUUGACUCAAUUGGAAACUAACGUCCUACAAGAUUUUGAAUAUCCAAAACAAGAGAGGGAUAUUCUACCAUACCAUCAAGUCAAGCACUUCGAGAAGGUAUUAUAUGCCGCUGAUGGUAAAAAGAUUGAUGAAGACGAAGUCAAGAGUGUCGUUCAAGAUACUGACAGCUUGUCUGAGAAGGAAUACAAGUACUUGUCUCAAUACAUCUCUGCAGAACACUUGACUAAGGAAGGUAUCAAGAAAUUACAAGAACAAUUCUUGGAAAACUCUACUUUACAAAUCAAGGACUUCUUGAAUGAAGAAGUUUCUGAGCUACUGAAGAAGAUGAUCAAGACCGAGGAAUUGGAAAAGGCUUGUCCAUAUAUGGCCAAGGAUGUCGAAACUCCAUGGCAAACAGCUAUGCCAUCCCACAAGUGGAGAUACAUGUACAUUGAUGGUAAGAACCCACGUAAGCUAUUGAAGGCCUCUGACAUCAUGGAAGCUUUGAACAACGAAGAACUACCAAACUUCGAGCUGCUAAGAGAAACCUUACCAAAGGACGGUUCUGUAGACGUUGAACUAAAAUUGAUUGACCUUGCUAUCUUCUAUAAGAGUACUAUUUUCAAGAAGUAUUUGGCUCUAUUAACUGCUCUUUGUCCAUUGAGUGAGCAAAUCCUAAUUAGAAGAUUCAGACCUGGUAAUGAUUUCACCUUGGCUACCCAAUGCCGUUUGAAUGAGUUCCUACAAGACGUCGAAGGUAUCCUACCAUCUAUCUUGGUAGGUAACCUAUGUUUGACUCCAAGCAGUGGCUGGGAAUCCGGUGAAGUUGGUGGUUAUGAACUAUACAUGAUGGAUGACGAAAACACAGAAGAAGAAGAAAGAAUGCACAAGGAUGUUGAAGAUGCCUCCGUCUACCGUACCGAUGACAAUGGUGAUUCUGUUCUUGUGAACAACCCACCAAGCUGGAAUACUUUCAACCUAGUUCUAAGAGACCAAUCUGUUCUAGAAUUUGUCAAGUACGUCAGUUGCGCUGCCAAGUCCAGCAGAUGGGAUGUUAAGAUGGAAUGGGAUGUCAAAUAUGUUGGUGAAGACAACGAAUAA
Nakaseomyces glabratus is the source of this 1878-nucleotide messenger RNA. It is a transcript of the gene TPA1, whose product is annotated as oxidative DNA demethylase. NCBI's taxonomy places the organism in Eukaryota, Fungi, Ascomycota, Saccharomycetes, Saccharomycetales, Saccharomycetaceae. Gene Ontology annotation, molecular function: peptidyl-proline dioxygenase activity; L-ascorbic acid binding; iron ion binding. The record is from RefSeq and is a predicted model, not a curated record. Gene Ontology annotation, cellular component: cytoplasm. Gene Ontology annotation, biological process: peptidyl-proline hydroxylation; regulation of translational termination.